Molecule: messenger RNA, 330 nt
Organism: Arabis nemorensis
Lineage: Eukaryota; Viridiplantae; Streptophyta; Magnoliopsida; Brassicales; Brassicaceae
Source: the annotation of a GenBank genome assembly
AUGCCGACUAACCGGAACAGUCCGAUCAAUACCAUCAUUUUCUUCGCCGUCUUCUUCCUUCUUACGACCGUAACAGCAACAAGAAACUGGACUAAUCAAACCCGUCGAGGCAACCAGAGAAUUCCACACGCGUACUACUCUUAUCCUCACCGUUCAUGCGAAUCUUUCUCUCGUCCAUACGCACGAUCUAUGUGCAUUGAGCUCGAAAGAAUCCAUAGAAGCAGUCGUCAACCACUUUUCUCUCCGCCGCCUCCUCCGCCGGAGAUUGACUUAAGGUACGGCGUCGACAAAAGACUCGUCCCUUCCGGUCCAAACCCGCUUCACAACUGA